Molecule: messenger RNA, 1945 nt
Organism: Drosophila mauritiana
Lineage: Eukaryota; Metazoa; Arthropoda; Insecta; Diptera; Drosophilidae
Gene: Rh50
Product: ammonium transporter Rh type A
Exons: 9
Coding region: 308-1690 (460 amino acids)
Biological process (GO): ammonium homeostasis; ammonium transmembrane transport
Cellular component (GO): plasma membrane
Molecular function (GO): ammonium channel activity
Source: RefSeq, a predicted model, not a curated record
GUGCUCAGCCGUAGCAGAUCGUGAAUGUGAACGGAUAUAUAUAACAUAUAUCUAUACAGUUGAACAGUGUGCAUCCCCAUGUCUGGGAGAUAGAGCAGAAAAGCGCACAAAUAUUUGCACAUCCCAAAAGGGGAACAAGACCUCCUGUCCCUGUACACGUGCUGCAUCGUCUGCGGCCGGGAUCUGAAAAGCAAAAACUCCGACUCCGGCUCCGUCUCCGCUUUUUACUCGAACUCCAAUCAGGAGCCGUUCCGUCUAGUUUUUUUCGUAUUUUUUGCCCGAGCUCCACCACCUACAUCCUGCCACCAUGCAUUCGCCGGCUGCCAAAGUGUCGGGCUACGUCGUCCUGAUGAUUGUGCAAAUAAUCUUCCUGGUUCUAUUCUGGCUGUUCGUGCGUUACGAAAAGACGGCGCUGCCCCUGGCAAUCGACGCCGAAGACGCUGGAUCAGCAAACGAACACGUUUCCAAAUAUCCGCAGUUCCAGGACAUCCAGGUGAUGAUCUUCAUUGGCUUUGGCUUCCUAAUGACCUUCCUGCGGAAGUACGGAUACAGUGCCACUGGAUUCACCCUGUUCAUGGCUGCUCUAGUGGUGCAAUGGGCUGUGCUCAUGAAGGGAUUCCUCCACAUGGAGGGCGGCAAGAUCAGCCUCUCCCUGGAGAACAUCAUUGAUGCGGAUAUAGCCGCCGCCGUGCCCCUGAUUAGCAUGGGCGCUCUGCUCGGCAGGACCACUCCAAUCCAACUCCUGUGCAUGUCCGUCUUUGAGGUGGCUCUUUUCGCGGCCAAUGAGUAUCUGGCUCUUCAUGUAUUCAGUAUCUGCGACUGUGGCGGCUCUAUCACUGUCCACGCCUUUGGAGCCUACUUUGGACUGGCUGUGGCCCUGAUGCUGAGACCCGCCAGCGACCAGAACGAAACGGGAAAGCUAGAGGGCGCCAGCUAUACGUCGGACAUCUUCGCCAUGAUCGGCACCACCUUCCUGUGGGUGUACUGGCCCAGCUUCAACUCUGUUCUGGCCGAUGGAGCCGGCGGCGAGCGGGCCAUUUUGAACACGUUCCUGUCAUUAGCCGCGGCAACAGUGACCACCUUCGUUGUAUCCGCGCUUGUCAGCCACGAGAAUAAAUUGGACAUGGUGCACGUGCAGAACUCGACCCUCGCCGGCGGAGUUGCCGUAGGCACGGUGUGCAACUUGCUGCUCGGCGCCCACGGAGCUGUCUUAAUUGGCAUUAUCGCCGGCACGGUCUCUGUGCUCGGCUAUCGCUAUUUAACACCCUGGAUGACGGCCAAUCUGAGGCUGCACGACACCUGUGGCGUGCACAACCUGCAUGGAAUGCCUGCCCUGAUUUCGGCCAUUGCCUCCGCCAUUUACGCCUCGAUGGCCACCGUGGGCGAGUACCAAUCCGAGCUGCAGGACAUUUUCCCGGCCAUGGUGGGCACCAACGGAACCGAGACCAAAAUCAUGGGCGGUCUUGGCCGGAACGCCACUUCGCAGGCGGGCUACCAAUUGUUUGGCAUCGCUGUCACACUGCUCAUAGCCAUCGGCGGUGGUAUUUUGACAGGUGCCGUUUUGAAGUACACCAACUUCCGGAACCUGAAGAAGGACGAACAUCACCAGGACGAGCACUACUGGGAGGUUCCGGCUGCCGAGAACAAGGAGGAAUAUGAACUAGAAAAAGUUGACGAGCUUAUGCUGUAAGCCAAAACUAAUGCCAAACCAAAACACCCAGACAAAUGCACCAAUGAGCAGAGUGCGUCCAGGACAAUGGGCCCCGGCCAAUCCUUUUGUUGCGUUGUCCUUGCCUGCUUCGCUUAAUUUUUGUAGACAUUUGUCGCAUUUAAUUAAAAACUCCAACAAUUUACACAUUUAAUUAGCGUCGAGCACCAAAAAACAGUAAUGCCAAAAUAUAAAGCAACAAAAAAAGUAUUAGCAAUAAAAAUAUUUUAAAUGUGA